AUGUCACCUCCCACCAUGUCACCUUGCACCGGGGUAUCUACCGGUACUGCUGGGCCCAAGGAACCAGAAUGGCUAGCAUCUCUGUCACCAGAAACCGCCGCUUGCAUUCGCCGUCUACUCUCCUCCCCAGCUCCACCAAGCUUCAACCAGAUACCAAAGCGGAAACAAGCAGCGGUAGCCGUCAUCCUAUACGAAUCAAACACCUCUCCUACCGAGCUGAGAGUCAUCAUAACGACACGUGCCCUUCAUCUUCGCUCACAUGCAGGCCAAGCGUCACUACCCGGUGGCAAAGUAGACUGGACGGAUUCAAGCCUGAUAGAAACAGCGCUACGCGAAAGUGUUGAAGAGAUUGCACUUCCAACAUCAGAGGCUGUUUGGCUACACACUGGAUAUCCCUUCUUGUCUAAGAUGGGUCUGGUAGUGCAUCCAGUUGUGUUCUUUCUUAAAAACGGAGCUGAGUUGUUUCAGCGGUUGAGAGCAUCACCAUCGGAAGUGAGUGAUAUUUGGAGCACACCACUCUCUGUAUUCUUAUCUUCAAUUGCUUCCUCAGAACAACUAUCAGAUCCAAAAAGUGUAGACAAACAUAGACCACCUCAAGAAGCUUUCCGAACAUAUACCGACAUUCCAUGGCUAGGUGGCAACUACCGUCUUCACCGAUUCCGAAGUAGUCACCAACUGAUAAAAGGUUUGACAGCAGAUGUCUUGAUAAGUAUAGCCCAAAAGGCCUACGCGGUAAAAGCCAAGUACAGAGUCCAUGCCGACGGUCAAAAGACAUGGGAGCAGAUGGUGGAAACUGUCAUCCAGAGCUAUAACAAGGAGCAAGCCAGAAUCGAGUGUAGAUGGGGCGACGGAGAGUGUGGUGAUGUUCAGGGUAGUUCCGAGGCAUAUGAGACGUUCAUUGGGGUUGACGACGACGGUGAUGGUGCCAUGAUGGUGGAAGAGACACUGGAUACAUAG
This is a messenger RNA of Ustilago hordei, 957 nucleotides long. RefSeq lists its product as uncharacterized. The transcript has a single exon. Gene Ontology annotation, biological process: coenzyme A catabolic process. The coding region runs from base 1 to 957 and encodes 318 amino acids. Lineage: Eukaryota; Fungi; Basidiomycota; Ustilaginomycetes; Ustilaginales; Ustilaginaceae. Gene Ontology annotation, molecular function: acetyl-CoA hydrolase activity; coenzyme A diphosphatase activity. The record is from RefSeq and is a predicted model, not a curated record.